Messenger RNA from Taeniopygia guttata (zebra finch), 1062 nucleotides. RefSeq names its product mitochondrial ribosomal protein L48 (gene MRPL48). NCBI's taxonomy places the organism in Eukaryota, Metazoa, Chordata, Aves, Passeriformes, Estrildidae. The record is from RefSeq and is a predicted model, not a curated record. Gene Ontology annotation, cellular component: mitochondrial ribosome.
GGCAGGCGGGAACGAGGUGUCCGCCAUUACUGCCCGCAUCCCCGCGCCCUCCCCGCUGCCUCCUUAAGGACGCCGGGGCCCCGCAAGUUCCGCGGGUUGUCCAGAAGUUGUUGCCUACGGCAGUUCGCGGUGGGCGGAGCGGGGCGCUGUCCGGAAAUUAGAAUUCCCGGGAGCAUCGGUGGGCGGAACGCAGGGAGGGAGCCGCGGGACGGGGGGAGCUGAAUGGGGGCGUACCGAGGCACUGAGGGGGAGUGCUUUGAGCGACGGACCGUGGCCCCGGAUGAUGGCGGCGGUGCCGAAGGUGCUGUGCUUGGAGAAGGGAGUGUUGCUCAGGCAGGUGUUGGCCCUCAGCAGAGCAGCAACAGCCAGAGAAAACCGUCUGUGUGCUGCAGGUGAUGCACUCCUGGGUUGCCACAGAUCCUACAGGUCCCGACCUACCCAUGGAAUUGGGAAGUUUAAAUACCUGCUCCCAAAGGAGGUUCCAAAGAGGAAAAAGGAAAAAGUGCAGAUGAAAGAGAUCAGUGCUGGCACUGAGUACCAGUAUGGAGACAUCAACAUCCAGAUGACUUCCUAUGAUUUGUGCCUGGUGGAGCAUUUUGCUCAGUACGUCCACAGACUCUGCAACCGUCUCUCCAUCCAGGUCAAUGAGAGCUAUGCCAUGCCCACCAGGACCAACGAGGUGCUGUUCCUGGAAGAGAAGGGAUCCAAAAUGCAGCUGGAUGCAGUCCUUACCACCCACCAGAGGGUUGUGCAGAUCCGUGGUUUGAGCUCGACAUUUGCUCCCAUACUGCUGGAAAUCAUUCAGAGUAGCCAGCCUGAGGGGGUGCAUCUGUUGAUGAAACAGCACACAGAAGCUGAUUUCAAGAGCCGACUGAAGUCUCGACCAGAGCUGGAAGAGCUGCUGGCAGAAAUGUCAUGAGGUGAGGAACAACAUGCCAUGCAUGGGCUGUUCCAGCCUCCAGAGGGUGCUUCCAUGAGCUCUGUACUGAUAACUUUGUGAAUUGGAAGGAAGUCCCACUAUUGGCAACCAGCUUGUCUCAAUAAAAAUAAGUAAGGUGUUUA